Molecule: messenger RNA, 1137 nt
Organism: Lolium perenne
Lineage: Eukaryota; Viridiplantae; Streptophyta; Magnoliopsida; Poales; Poaceae
Molecular function (GO): protein binding
Source: RefSeq, a predicted model, not a curated record
AUGUCGCCGCCGUCACCGGAUCUGCCGAGCGAACUUCUGGAGGAGAUCUUCCUUCGCUUCCCACCAGACGAACCCGCGUGGCUUGUGCGUGCUUCCCUCGCCAACAAGUUCUGGCUAGGCCUCCUCUCCGGCCAUGGAUUUCGUGGUCGGUACCAUGAGUUCCAUGGAGAUCCCCCCAUGAUCGGCUUCGUUUAUUUCCCAUCCUCGGACCCCGUCCCCCCCUUGGUAAGCACCACGAAUUUCAGCGCGCGCUAUCCCGAGGACUGGGGGAGCCACAAGUACUCUGUGUGGGAUUGUCGCCAUGGUCGUGUUCUUCUUCAAGAUGAGGAUAUGCCACCCGAUAGAUUCUUUGUUUGGGACCCCAUGACAGGUCGUCGAAAGGAUUUAUAUGCUCUAGCGGAGUGCUUCAGCCUUGGGGCCGCGGUGCUCUGUGCAGUGAAUGGAUGCGAUCACCGAGCAUGUCAUGAGGGCCCCUUCCAGGUGGUAUUCAUCGGUGUGAAUCAGAGUUCUGGUGGGUGUUUUGUAGACGUUUUCUUUCCUGAGACAGUUGAGUGGAGCAAGUCUCCCUCUCAUCUUCAAGUGUGGAGUGAGCCGUGUUCUAGUCUACAUCUUGUGUCUCAUGAUGCAUUCAUCGAGGUGGUGCCCCCUGUCCUUAUCCAAGACACACUAUACUUCAUGCUUGCGUAUGACCAUGAUGAACAUGCAGAAAUUCUCAAGUACGACAUGAUUUCAAACUCUUUAUCCUUACAUGAUGCACCACCGGCUCUUGCUAGAGAUUCUAUCCACAUGACGAUGAAGGAUGGUGGUUUAGGAUUUGCACAUAUAGUCGAUUUGAACCUUUACUUGUGGUCAAGACAAGUGGGUUCCAAUGGAGAUGCAUCGUGGACUCAAUACAGAGUGAUUGAUCUCAAGAAACUUGUUCCUAUUCAAAAUACCGAUAUAAGACUUCAGCUGGUUGGAUCUGUGGAGGGUAGAAAUACUAUAUUUGUGACCAUAGACCUUGGAAUCUAUGAGAUUAGUCUCAAGUCACAACAAUGGAAGAAGAUAUGGAAAAGAGAUAAAUUCUCUAUUUUGUUUCCUUACAUGAGUUUCUACAAUCCACCAGGUAUAUCAAUAUGUCAUGUAUUCUAUGAUUAG